AAAGACAGCAGACAUGCUUUGUGAAGUCAAAUUGUUGAGCAUGAUCUAUGGACAAGCAGAGGAAUUGGACCCACCAUGUCCUGAGAGGCAGGAGACCACGCCAGCGUCUCCUGUUGUAGAUCUUCAUCACAGUUCAUCUGAGCAGGUUUGUGGCGUGGAUGACAGUAGGAACCCGCAACUCCAUGUCUCCCAGCUGGAGUCUCUGGAUCUCUACACCACCCAGCCUGACAGCGAGAACUCUCUGGGACUGGAGAUACCGGCUCAGGCCCGCUUCGGAGGUGAUUCCACCACCUUCUUGGUGCCGUCUUACUGCCAGAGUAUCUGCCUGAACUACAGCGACCUUCACAUUGGCGGCGACCAGGUGAUGCCACUCUCGGCUGACAACAGUGAGCAGGUCGUCGUUGACACCCAGGCGAUUGGUCCCUUUCUGCAGUCCUGUGAUGUACCUCCGCCUGUGGAGGACUCUUCUCCUGGACCUCCUAGAGCGCUAGGGGGUCUUCUGCUGUCACUCAGAGGAGGCUCCAACCGCUGGAGGCAAGGCAGUGGUCGGGAUCGGAGCUUUUUGUUCCAAGGCCGUGAAGGCCCCUUCUCCAAUUCCCUCCUUAAUCACUACCUGGAGCAGAAGGUUCUAGAUCUCUACCAGCAGUACCUGAUGGAGAACAUGGCCAGGGAGAGGGAUGCGGACUCGGGCCGUAUUUCCCCACUAUUGGGAUCCGAGAUGGUCCUGACCAGCCUGGACCAGAUCACCCUGCAGCUGAGCCGGGAUGGGAACUUGGAGGCGGGCCUGGCCAAGGACAUGGUGUUGUCCUGCCUUCUGAGGGUGGCAGGAGACAUGCAGUCCAGUGAAAUCAGCACACCAGUCCUGCAGAUCUCCAGCGAUGCAUCCAAUGAGCACGUCAACAAAUAUAAAGUGGAACAAAAAUAAUAUUUUUUUCUUUUUCAAUAAAGGGCAAUAUGUUUUUGUUACUGCUUCCAACCAGAGGUUAUUUUGUAAAAGAUGUUGCAAUAAGGUUAAUAAAAUUAAUCUGCAUUUGUGGCGCCCCCUGUGGUUUGACCUCAAAAUGUUUUAGAGGGCAUCAUGUUCUUAAUA
Molecule: messenger RNA, 1090 nt
Organism: Doryrhamphus excisus (bluestripe pipefish)
Lineage: Eukaryota; Metazoa; Chordata; Actinopteri; Syngnathiformes; Syngnathidae
Product: TLR adapter interacting with SLC15A4 on the lysosome
Biological process (GO): regulation of toll-like receptor signaling pathway
Source: RefSeq, a predicted model, not a curated record